Antrostomus carolinensis (chuck-will's-widow) is the source of this 1551-nucleotide messenger RNA. Its product is annotated as formin-2. Gene Ontology annotation, biological process: cortical actin cytoskeleton organization; actin nucleation. Gene Ontology annotation, cellular component: cytoplasm; actin filament; cytoskeleton. Lineage: Eukaryota; Metazoa; Chordata; Aves; Caprimulgiformes; Caprimulgidae. The annotation marks the transcript as partial. Gene Ontology annotation, molecular function: actin filament binding; microtubule binding. The record is from RefSeq and is a predicted model, not a curated record. The transcript has 13 exons.
CCACCUCCUCCACCACCUUUGCCUGGUACAGGUGUUCCACCUCCUCCACCACCUUUGCCUGGUGCAGCUGUCCCCCCUCCACCUCUUCCACCACCUUUGCCUGGUGCUGGUGUCCCUCCACCACCUCCUCCUUUGCCUGGAUUGGGGAUGCCACCUCCAGCCCCACCACCUUUGCCUGGAGAAGCACCACCCCUUCCAGCGCCAGUCCAGGGCAGCACUUACCCAGCAGUCCCACAGGUGUGUGGGUUUCUUCCUCCUCCGUUACCAUCUGUUUUUUUUGCAAUGGGGAUGAAUCAGGAGAAAGGGAGCAGGAAACACGUAAUAGAGCCUUCUCGGCCAAUGAAGCCUCUUUACUGGACAAGAAUCCAGCUCCACAGUAAAAGAGAUUCUAGUGCUUCACUUGUGUGGGAAAAAAUUGAAGAGCCUUCCAUAGAUUAUCAUGAGUUUGAAGAACUGUUUUCUAAAACAGCUGUUAAAGAGAGGAAGAAACCCAUUUCGGACACCAUUACAAAAACAAAGACUAAACAAGUUGUCAAGUUGUUAAGUAACAAAAGGUCUCAAGCUGUUGGAAUAUUAAUGUCUAGCCUUCAUUUAGACAUGAAGGACAUUCAGCAUGCUGUUGUGAACUUGGACAACUCUGUGGUUGACCUAGAGACCCUUCAAGCCCUAUAUGAGAAUAGAGCACAAUCAGAUGAAUUAGAAAAAAUAGAAAAGCAUAGCAAGGCAUCCAAGGAAAAAGAAAACGCCAAGUCUUUGGAUAAGCCAGAACAGUUCCUCUAUGAGCUCUCACUAAUUCCCAACUUUUCAGAACGUGUGUUUUGCAUCCUGUUCCAGUCAACAUUUUCAGAGAGCAUUUGUUCAAUUCGUCGCAAACUUGAAUUGUUACAGAAACUGUGUGAGUCAUUGAAAAAUGGGUCAGGAGUUAUGCAGGUCCUGGGUUUGGUUCUUGCCUUUGGAAAUUACAUGAAUGGUGGAAACAGGACACGAGGACAGGCUGAUGGGUUUGGACUAGAUAUCCUGCCAAAACUGAAAGAUGUCAAGAGCAGUGAUAACAGCAGAAGUCUUCUGUCUUACAUUGUCUCAUACUAUUUGCGUAAUUUUGAUGAGGAUGCUGGAAAAGAACAAUGCAUCUUUCCUCUUCCAGACCCACAAGAUCUCUUCCAGGUUUCGCAAAUGAAGUUUGAAGACUUUCAAAAAGAUCUCCGCAAAAUGAAGAAAGAUUUGCGAGUAUGUGAGACAGAAGCAGCAAAAGUUUAUCAGCUAUCACUAGAAGAGCACCUCCAGCCUUUCAAAGACAGCAUGGAACAAUUCAUUAGUCAAGCUAAAAUAGACCAAGAAAAUGAAGAGAAGUCGUUGACAGAAGCACAUAAAAGCUUUUUGGAAACUGCAGCCUAUUUCUGUAUGAAACCAAAAAUGGGAGAGAAAGAGGUGUCCCCACAUUCUUUCUUUAGUAUUUGGCAUGAAUUCAGUUCUGACUUCAAAGACUUCUGGAAGAAGGAAAACAAACUUAUUCUUCAAGAAAGUUUGAUCCUCUUUCUUUCUCACCCCUAG